Messenger RNA from Tarenaya hassleriana, 3743 nucleotides. Its product is annotated as protein NETWORKED 2A-like. The transcript has a single exon. Gene Ontology annotation, molecular function: actin binding. NCBI's taxonomy places the organism in Eukaryota, Viridiplantae, Streptophyta, Magnoliopsida, Brassicales, Cleomaceae. Bases 610 to 3342 code for a protein of 910 amino acids. The record is from RefSeq and is a predicted model, not a curated record.
GUAUAAUAUAUAAAAAAUCAAACGCAGAGACAAAUUAUUUACACCAAAAACAUUUUUAUUUUUCAUGUCUUAAAUUUGUUCAGUAAAAUUGUUGUGUUAGUUACUCAGUUUUUGCUAUUUUCAGAAUCUGUCACUGAGUUUUUCUAUUUUAGAGUUGCGAAUUUGUUCCUCACUCGAUUUCUAUUUCCGACAAAAUAAUCAGUUUUUCCAGUUUAAUUGGUUACGAAGAAAGUUGAAAAAAAAAAAGUUUCCGUUUUGUCCUUUUUCCGAUUAAAGGCUACGAAACUUCAUCUUCAUCAUCAUCUAUAUAAAGCUCUGCAACAAUGUCAGACAAAUGUAUCUCUUCCUUCACCAUCAUGCCCCCUCAAUUGUUGGAACUAAACAGAAACUUCAUGGAUCUUGUCCGAAAGGUUCGAACUUUGUCGGAGUGACAAGAAGAUGUUGCAGAGAGCAGCGAGCAACGCGUACUCCUGGUGGUGGGCGAGUCAUAUCCGAACCAAACAGUCGAAAUGGCUCCCCGCAAACCUCCAAGGUUUUCGUCGAAUCCUCUGGGUUUUUUUUUUGGUCCGGAUCUUUGGAUGUGUUUUUUUAAGCUAAACUUGUGCAGAUAUGGAGGAGAGGGUCGGAGAUACGCUGAAGAUCAUAAACGAGGAUGGAGAUACGUUUUCACAGAGAGCCGAGAUAUAUUUCAGGAAGAGACCUGAGCUCGUAGGUUUCGUCGAGGAGGCUUUCAGGUCAUACCGAGCGUUGGCCGAAAGAUACGAUCAUCUGUCCAAAGAUUUUCAGAGGGCGAACCGAACAAUCGCCAGUGCGUUUCCCGACCAAAUCCCGAUAUCUUUGGACGAUGAAGAGGAUGAUGACAGUGAACAUAAUUAUGAUGAUAAUGAAGAGGCUAAAGCAUGCAUUCCAAGUGUGCCUGACAUGCCCAAGAGAGAUUUUAGGAAUCCUUCGAUGUUCUCGAGAAAAGGAACAAUGAGGCGAAACCCGAGCACCGUGAAAAAGGCGGUGUCGCGGGAGAGUUCGGGAAUGAGUAGGAGCAAGGCUCUAGAGGAGAUCGAUAGGCUUCAAAAGGGUAUACUGAAGCUGCAGACCGAGAAAGAGUUUGUGAAGAGCUCGUAUGUUGAGAGGUACGAGAAGUAUUGCAAGAUCGAGGACGAGAUCGAUGAGAUGCAGAAGCAAGUCUGCGAUCUUCAGGAUGAGUUCAGCACCGAAAUCGUGAUUGAUGAUACCGAUGCAAGGGCAUUGAUGGCAGGGACGGCGAUAAAGUCCUGCAAAGACUCGCUGGCUAAGCUCGGGGAAAAGCAAAAACAAUCGGAAGAAGUCGUUAAGUUUGCAAAAGGGCGAGUGAGAGAAGCUCUAGAGAAAUUCGAAGCCCUAAAGAAAGAGUUUCUCCCUGACGAAACCAAUCGCACAAAAGCUCAAGAAGAGGAAUAUAAAUCUGGAUCUGAAACUAGAUACGAAACCGCAAAAUCUAGCCAUGAAUCUAGUCUCGAAUCUUCACUCAAAAACGUCAAGAAAGAUCUCGACGUAGACUUGAAUGUUACGCGAUUUGCGGAGAAGAUUGAUGAACUCGUGGGGAAUGUUGUGUCUCUAGAAACCGUGGCCUCUUCACAGACCACAUUGGUAGAUAGCCUAAGGUCGGAAACAGAGGAACUACACGUGCGUAUCAGGAGCUUGGAAGACGAAAAAGAAACUCUCGUCUCGGGUUCUCAAGAUAUGAAUAAGCGGGUAGGAGCACUCGAAGAGGAGUUAUGCAGGAUCAAGAGUCUCUGCCUGAGAUUCGAAGAAGAAAAUGACAACUUACGAACAAACUUCCUAAUGUUAAGUAGCAAUGCAGAUCACUUGUCCGGAAAUCUGCUCAACAUGAGGAUGGACGACGAUGAUACGCAAGCAACUGACUCGGAGACGUUUUCGGACGAGAGAACCGAGGAACUGAACUCGGAAGUCGAAGCUACGAGAGAAAUGACGACCGAGGAAGAGAAAACAUUAGAACAAGCACAAGGAGAGAAACCUAAGAUUGUCAUGGAGACUGAAAAAAUUACAGAACAGACGUGCGAGGAGAAAUCCGAAAGCAAAGAUUCGUCUGAAGCAAUAAGCAUUAGCAUGGACACUGAGUCGGAUGAAUCGGGUUCGGAAGAAGAUGAAGAUCAACCUAGAUCAGAUCAGGUCUCGACAGAUCGGUCAGGGGAUAGAGAGAAAGUUCGGCAGGAUGAGUACUCUGCGUUCGCGAAGAACUACGAGGAAGUAAAGAGGAAGCUCAAUGAUGUGGAGAAGAAAAACAGGGAUGGAUUCUUUGAGUUAGCUUUGCAGGUAAGAGAGCUGAAGAAUGCUGUCAACUACAGGGAUGUCGAGAUCGAGAGCCUACGGGAAAAACUAGAAAAGGGUCCCGAGUUAACAGAGAGAAACCAGUCAGAAAUCCGAUACCUGAACCCUCAAGGACGGCAGCGAGAAAGCGAUAGCCAGUUGAUGUGUUUACCAGUUUCUAGUUUCCAGUCCCAAGGUCUGCUCCCUGAGCAUGACGACCCGAAAAAGCACACUGCAAAACCAAAAGGAGAUGAAGUAAAACUGAAAAGAGUCACCGAGACUCAAAAUCUAAAUUCACCUGUGGAGAAAAAGAUACGACAACACAUCGAUGGGCUUCUAGAAGAAAACCUCGAGUUCUGGUUGACAUUCGCCGCAUCAGUCCAUCAAGUACAGAAGUUCCAGACAUCAGUGCAAGACCUGGAACUGGAAUUACGAAAAACGAAAGAACAGAGGAAGCAACGAGGCGAUGAAAAGACACAGUCAUCGAAUCCAUCAGACGUAAGGCCGAUAUAUAGACAUCUCAGUGAGAUAAAAACCGAGAUGCAACUAUGGUUGGAGAACAAUGAAGUCCUCAAGGACGAAGUCCAGACCCGUUACUCAUCAUUAUGCGGAAUCCAGGACGAGAUUUCGAAGCUCACUUGCCGUAACAGUAAAGGACGGAGCACGAAGCUGAAUGAGUGCCAGGCAGCCAAGUUCCAUGGCGAGGUUCUGAACAUGAAACAAGAAAGUAAUAGGGUUUCGAAUGAGUUACAGAGAAGUCUUGAUCACGUUAGGAUGUUAAUGAUAGCGGUUGAGAAAACACUAACCGCGCUUCAAGAGGAUCUCCGGACCUCGCCAGUUAAGAGCACAGAGCCGCAAUCACAACCGAUGAGAGGCUCAACGAGCAGGCCGAAGAUUCCCUUGAAGUCGUUCUUGUUUGGAGUCAAGCUGAAGAAGCAUAAACAUCAAAACACGACAUUGUUAUCAUGCGUAAAUCCAUCGCUCCACAAACAAUGUAGCUACAUUGUACCGAUUGAGAGACCUCAACUCCCGGAAUAGCUGGUAAUUCUCUCCAUCCUUCCACCUAGAAGGAUGCGUGGAAAGAGUUGUCUACACUUUUUUCUUCUCAUGUUUUUCCCUCCUGAAUAUGUAUCAAAGUAAUCAGAAAAACGGUUCAUAGUAAAAGGAAUGGCGGCUCCAAUGAAGCUGCCUGUAGGAUCCAUGUAAUAUUGAACCUGCAUGAGGUAUAGAGACAACACAAUAAACCACAAGGUUUCACCAUUUCAAAGGUUGCCCCAUCAACAUUGUAAAACAGGAUACUACAAUUCAUGUUUUGUUCUACAAAGCGUCAUUCUCCAGCUUCAUUUUGCAGCUGCCGUUUAUACUUUCGUUCAUACAAGACCACUGUGAUCAAUGAUUGAUUGAUUUCAUGUCUGACUACAAGCAAGAAUUGGAGGGAA